Messenger RNA from Paramecium sonneborni, 1935 nucleotides. NCBI's taxonomy places the organism in Eukaryota, Ciliophora, Oligohymenophorea, Peniculida, Parameciidae. The record is from the annotation of a GenBank genome assembly.
AUGAAAGAUAAACUCAAAAAAUUAAUAUCUAACUUUGAGUUUUUAAUUAAAAAAUUAACUGAUUUUUUUAUUGUAUUGAUCGAAAAAAUUGCUUUUUGUUUUUGGAAUGGAGAAUCUUUCAUUUUAAACUUUUUAUAAACAAUAUUUCUUUAAAUUUAGGAGUCUGUAAAGUUUUGUGUUAAUUUAGUAAUAUAUUAUAUAAAGUACUUCAAAAAUAUAUUAAUUUAUCAUUCAUUUGCAAUAAUUGAUUAUUGUCUUGAAAAAUAUGAAUAAUUAAAACAAAAUUUUAUUUAUCCUUUUUUACUGAAGAUUAACGAGAUUUACAAUAAGAUUAAGGAUUUUAUUAUUUAUUCAGGAAAGAAAACAUUAAACACAAUUAAAUCAAUUUGGAUAUUUUUUAAAGACAAAGUUCUAAUAAAAUUGAAAGUAAUAAUAGUGAAUUAUUGUUGCAGUACAUUAAAACUAUUUUUGCUUCUAUGGAAUGGAAUAAAAAAGCUUUUCCUUAAAGUCAAAUAAUUAUUUUAUAAAAUCAGAGCUUAAUUUGCAAAGAUAUUUGAGAAGUUAUAUAUUAUAAUGUAAAAUAUCCUAUAAAUAAUUAAAAUUUUGGCAAAGAAAAUGUAUUAUUAAACUAAUUACUUAUGCAAUAAAAUUUAUAAUAUAGCAAAGUAUUGCAUAUUUAAAAUUAUGACGUUUAUUAUAUUUGUCUAACAUUAAAUAAACUUAGGUGUUCAAAUGUUUAAAGGUUUUAUGCUAUAUUUAUUUAAAUUGAUACUGAAAUUAAUAAAAUAGAUAGUAGAAUUAUAAUGUAAGAUCAUUUUAAAAUUCAUUCUGGCAUUAGAAAUAUUGAGUCCUAUUUUUUGUUUGAUAGAUUAAAUAUUAGAUAUGGUUUAUUUUAUUUUUUCUGAACCCAUUUUACUAUUCAACAAAAUAAUUGAAUAAGGAAUAGAUUUGUUUAUUUAUACAAUUCUUAAUAAGUUUUAUAUUGGUAUAAAGUUACUUUCUGAAAAAUUAAUAUAAUUCCUCCUUAAACUGGAAAGAUUUAUAGGAAUAAUUAUUAAAUAAGCUAAAAAAAUCACGAAGAUAAUAUAUUAAAAAUUAAUAAAUCCUAUUGUGAAAAUAGUGAUUUGUUAUUAUAAAGUUAUAAUGAAAGCAUUAAAAUUUAUAGUCUAAGAAUUAAAGAAUCUUAAAGACAUGAUAAAAUAUAAUUAUAUACUACCGAUUAGGGCAAGCAUAAGAUUGUUUGGAGUUAAAAUAAAAGAAAGUUUAAUAAAAAUAACAUAAUAUGUUAUAUAAAUAAUGAAAUAUGGAGUUAAUUAGUUAAAAUUAGCAUUAAUAUUUUUGAAAGACUAGAUAUCUGCUAUAAAAAAAUCAAUAGCCAAUCUUAUAAACUAGUUCUUGUAGAUUACUAAAAGAGUUAUUUUUUAGUAGAUUAAAUUUGUUUAUGGGAUUUUGAUUGAUUCUUUAAAAUAAUUUAAGUAAUAGAUUAUCUUAAUGUUCAAAUCCUUAAAAAAAAUGAUUUAUAAUUUCAAUUAAGCUUUUAGAGAAAUAACUGUAGCUCAAUACAAAAUAAUACUAAGUUAAUUUAAAAUAAUUUUAGCUUAAUUAAAAUUAAUUAAAGAGACUAUAAAGUCAUUAUUUAAGGAAUAUAAAAAUUAGGUAAAGUAAUCAAUGAUUGAAUAGUUAAAAGCUAUUAAAAUAAUUAUUAAAGAUCUUUAUCAUUAAUAAAAAUAGAGCUUAAUUUAAUUAAAAAUGUAGAUGAUUUAAUAAAAGGCUUAAAUAAAGCAAUUUGUUAUUUAAUAGAAAUAAGCAACUGCUAAUUAAUUAAGAAUAAUUAAAUAGAAUAUUAAAAUGUAAAGUAUUUAAGUAAAAGACAGUAUUGUUAUAUUAAAAAAUGAUUUAAAAUAUUCAUUUGUAACAAUGUUUAAAAGAAAUUGA